This is a messenger RNA of Papilio xuthus (Asian swallowtail), 2882 nucleotides long. It is a transcript of the gene Vamp7, whose product is annotated as Vesicle-associated membrane protein 7. Gene Ontology annotation, cellular component: SNARE complex; membrane. Gene Ontology annotation, molecular function: SNARE binding; SNAP receptor activity. Lineage: Eukaryota; Metazoa; Arthropoda; Insecta; Lepidoptera; Papilionidae. Bases 295 to 954 code for a protein of 219 amino acids. The transcript has 4 exons. Gene Ontology annotation, biological process: vesicle fusion; exocytosis. The record is from RefSeq and is a predicted model, not a curated record.
UUUUUCGAUGUCAUGUCAUGAAUGUUAAUUUUGUGCUUCAGCAAUUCGCAAGUGUUGAAAUAAUCAGCUUUUGUGUAUGUAAAUAACGAUUUCCAGUUUUAUUUAUUGUGAUCGUGACCGUGACCAGAAAAGUUAUACUUCAUACAUAAGUUCUUGUGAUUUUAAAGCAAAAUAAAUACACAAAAAGUUUAAAUUGUUUGCGAUAAUACGUUACAUAGUGACUAAUAAAUUGUUUUGUUUGUCUUUAUAAUCUCAAUACUGUAGAAUCGAAAUUAUUUGAAGUAUAUAAACAAAAUGCCGAUUCUAUUUAGCGUAGUUGCCCGGGGCACAGUUGUCUUGGCUAAGUAUGCAACUUGCGCUGGAAAUUUUACAGAAGUCACUGAACAAAUACUAACAAAGAUUCCACCCCGCGAUGACAAACUCACUUACUCUCAUGGAAAUUACCUUUUUCACUAUAUUGCGGAAAACAAACUGGUAUACUUCUGCAUUACUGACGAUAAAUUUCAACGAUCGAGAGCAUUCCUCUUUCUUAAUGAAAUCAAAAGAAGAUUUACUUCAGCAUUUGGGGAUACUGCACAGACAGCUAUCCCCUAUGCUAUGAAUGGAGAGUUUUCAAGAGUCUUGGCCACUGAGAUGACACAUUAUAGUGAAUCAAAAGACUUGGACACUAUAUCCCGAGUGCAUGGUGAACUUGACGAACUGAAAAAUAUCAUGGUAAAAAAUAUUGACAACAUGGCGAUGCGUGGUGAAAAACUAGAAUUACUGGUCAAUAAAGCUGAUAAUUUGGCGACACACUCGGUCUCGUAUCGUGCGUCAGCUAGGACCCUCCAGCGUUCCUUGUUCUGGAAGAAUAUCAAGAUGUACGUGAUAUUGAUUCUUAUCGUUGCUUUAGCGAUAUAUCUGAUAGGUGCAAUGGCUUGCGGUGGACUUGCUUGGAGAUCUUGUGUUGGUUAAAUACAUUCAAUAAUCAUCAUGUUAUCAUAAUCGAUAAUUGUAUAAUUAAAGAUGUGUACCACGAAAUAUUGUGUUAACGAAUUCCUAAUUUAGGUGUAACGGCCGUACUCAGUCUCUAAUUGGUCAUUAAGGAAGUGCUUUAGUGUAGUUUCAGCAUGAAAUCUUAUACUACACUAAGGCAUUGUUUAAGUGUCUAUUGGACUCUGCGUGCGGCUGUGAGUUUAUAUUAUUGAAACCAUUUAAAAAUGCUUUUUAAAAGUUAUAAUGAAUUUUAUUCACCAAUUGAUAAAGCACUUUGAGUUGUAGUUUACUUGAUGCAAUCUAGUUAGAUAGAAAGUUACAGAAUAUAAAAAAAGUAUUUGAUAAAAUUAUUACAAGUUUUAAUUUUUGUUAUGAAUUUUUCCAGUCUUCGUAAUAUAAUUUUGUCACAUGCAAAAGAUUCUGGUUUUAAAAAGUAUGAAAUGCAUUAAGACCAGUGAAAGUGUCCUAAAAGUGAGUAUUGAAAUGCAACUUCUUGUGUUCACACAGAUAUGGACUUAUGUUGAAGAAAUAAGGGCAAUUUCGGACUGUUAUUUAAAGACAGAUCGCUGGUUUUUCAAUUUAUUUCAUAUAUUUCAUUGAAGUGCUUUAGUUUUAAAAAAAUUGAUCAUUGCCAGUGAUGAGAAGUUUAUAUCAAUUAUGAGAGCAUAUUUUGCGUAUUUUGUGGCGUUUCAUAAUUAUAGGUAUCCCCUCCAUAACUUCAUAUACAUAUUUUUAUCAGUAUUUAUCCUAUAACCUAAAAAGUGUGUGUGAUGUCAAGCAAUUGGAAGAAAAUUUGCAUUUUGCUCACUUUAAUUGUCAUAGGUCCAUAAAAAUAUCAACCAUGAUGUUAUAUGUUGGUAAAUUUGCUUACGCUUUGCUGUGAGAACUCGGGUCAUCGUCCUCGUUAUCAUCAGCUAUAUGUUCCUACUGAGGGGCUCGGAGCCUACCAAAAGUUAGAGGUGAUUAGGUCAUAGUCAACUACGCUGGCCCAGUACGGGUUGACUUCAUACAUAUCUUUGAAUUACUUCGCAAAUAUGUAGUUUGCAUUAUGACGUUUUCCUUCGAAGUACAUAUGUAAAUCGAAAAUCGAACCCUGAACCACUGAUACUCUCUAAUUGCUUGGCGUUUCAACAUGGACUUUGGUAAGAAAUUAGGAUUUUUUCUAACUGGUAACCCUUAAAACUUGUCAAAGUCGAUUUGUGACAUCUAGAGUGAUUAAAGGGUAGUAUUGUUCCCUAUAUCAAUUUUUUUUAAACUUUGAUUCCAUAGAAAUGUUUUUAAUGACAAUGUUUGAUUUUUUUACAUUAUAUUUGUAUGUAUGAUUUAACUUUGACUGCAGUGCACUUGUAUUGGUACAUAUUAUUCGUUUUUUUUUAAAUAGAAAAUGAAGGAAUACGAUAUGCUUCAAUACAAAGGUCUUUUGUGUGGUAAAAUUGUAUGUCCUAAAUAUUAAACAAAAAAAUAAAAAAACAAGUGACACGAAUCUUAGUAUUUCAAAACUCUUUAAAUGCCAAAUAUGUAUUCCUUAAUAUACACUUAAAAUAUAUUAUUUUGUAUAGAUGUAGUUUUGUCAUAUAAUGUAAUUUUUUAAGCAUUUUUUUUUCACUUUUCCAAUUUGUAAUAUGACAACAUUGUUAAGCAAAAUGUUUAAUUUUUAAUUAAAUUUUCUUGAAUAUGUCUGUAAUAUGACUUCAAUGUCUUAAUAAUAACGAGGAAGUGAGAUUGUUGGCAAUAUAAUAAUUUUUAAUACGUUGACGAGAGCACUUUAUUUUUUUCAUGAUAAUAAAUAUAUUUUUGAUUGAUUACUUUCUAUAUUCUUUAAAAUUCAAUUAUAAUUAAGACUUUUAAAAGUAUUGUGAUAUCAUUAUAUAUUAUAAGUAUAAUAAUAGUUUGUUUACUAUUUGAAA